AUGGGGAACCUUCUUAAAGUGUUGACUUAUAACGAACUUGACCAAGGCCCUAAUUUUUUCCUUGACUUUGAAAUUUGCAGCCCGUCGGGGCCAACCCGGGGCUGGGGGCUGCUCGGGGACCCCCCCCUGGACGCGGAGAGCGAGGUGAACAAUGAGAUGGCCAACAGGAUGUCCCUCUUCUACGCCGAGGCCACCCCCAUGCUCAAAACACUCAGCAAUGCCACCACCAAAUUUGUCUCGGAGAACAAAACCCUCCCCAUUGAGGACACGACCGACUGCCUGAGCACCAUGGCCUGCGUCUGCAGGGUGAUGCUGGAGACCCCGGAGUACCGGAGCCGCUUCACCAACACCGAGACCCUCCUCUUCUGCAUGAGGGUGAUGGUCGGCGUCAUUAUCCUCUACGACCACGUCCACCCCGUGGGGGCCUUCGCAAAGACCUCCAAGAUCGAUAUGAAAGGCUGCAUCAAAGUCUUGAAAGACCAACCCUCAACCAGCACCGAGGGGCUCCUGAAUGCUCUGAGGGUGUAUCGCAAGCAGCUGAAGGAAAAAAUUGUGCUCUCCCACCUCCCAAGGAGGAACCGUGUUGAUCGCAUUUGCCAGGAGAAUCCCAAGUGCCCUGGAAAAGGCCCUCCCGGUUUCACCCAGAGCGGCACGCCGGGAAGCGCGGUGGCGCAGACGGCGCUCGCGUCCUCCAGGAACGACGCUGCGGAGACCAACCGCCUCGCAGACGCGGCACAAAGAAUUCGCUGCUCAGCAACUCGGGAUUCAAAUGCGGGGCCGGUUCCCACUGCCAAACCACAGUGUAAACCCCCGGGAAUUCAGCUUUAA
Charadrius vociferus (killdeer) is the source of this 828-nucleotide messenger RNA. Its product is annotated as protein FAM49B-like. The record is from RefSeq and is a predicted model, not a curated record. Gene Ontology annotation, biological process: regulation of actin filament polymerization. The transcript is spliced from 7 exons. Bases 1 to 828 code for a protein of 275 amino acids. Lineage: Eukaryota; Metazoa; Chordata; Aves; Charadriiformes; Charadriidae. Gene Ontology annotation, molecular function: small GTPase binding.